Saxophila tyrrhenica is the source of this 732-nucleotide messenger RNA. RefSeq lists its product as uncharacterized. Bases 1 to 732 code for a protein of 243 amino acids. NCBI's taxonomy places the organism in Eukaryota, Fungi, Ascomycota, Dothideomycetes, Mycosphaerellales, Extremaceae. The record is from RefSeq and is a predicted model, not a curated record. Gene Ontology annotation, molecular function: protein binding. The transcript is spliced from 2 exons.
AUGCAGAACGCUAAUCUCGACCUCACCUUAACCCUUUACCUUACACGACCACCACUCUGCCACUUGUGUCAAGUCGACCAGUUCUGCUCGAAGGCAUCACCAGAAGCACACAUCUUUCAAGCUGCGAUGGCGACUGCGAAUGUGUUCGACUUGCCGGAGCUGACGGAGGAGAUCCUGCUACGACUCUCGCCGAGAAGACUCUUUUUGGUCAAGCGGGUCAACAAAAGCUGGAAAGCACUUAUCGAAGGCUCCGUCCGCCUGCGACGCAGAACUUUCAUGGCUCCUGCUGGCAGCAUCCUCAAGACGAAGCACGGCAACACCACCAGGAAGGAGCGAAGCAUCACGCCUUUGCUGCCUGAAACACCCUUCACACUGGCGCCGGUCUUCCGGAAAUGGAACUGGCAUCACCCCCUACCGCGUGUUCACGCCGAAGCUCACUCUCCGUGCCCUUGGCAGACCGUUGUCAAUCUAGAAUGGGAAAUGGAUGGACGCAUGAACCCGCACGUACCUGAUAGCGUCCGCAAUAUGUACCUCACGCAGCCUCCGAUUGAUGGUCUGGCAGUGGGAAUCCAACGCAGAGAUGAUGAAUUGAGUUGGCUGAAGAGAACGCUUCUCCAUGAUGCCAACGGCAUCAAGAUUGGUCAAAUCGUGGACGCCAUCAUGGGUCUUCUGCAACUAAUCUGCGACGACUACAACGUUGACAAGAUGGUUCCGUCGUGGUUCAAGGACUGA